UUUAAUGUCCUAAGCAUUCACUCCAACAAAAGAUUAUUAAGCAUGUGGGGCUUUAUUUGUUUGUUUGUUUUUGUUUUAGCACAUUAGUUUUGUGCUGUGGAAUAUUCCUGUACACUGUGUAAAUGAUGCUCUGAUUGGUUUAAUAAAGAAGCUGACUGACCAAUAGCCAGGCGGGAUAAGGUUAGGUGGAAAAACCAAAGUAAAGAGGGGAAGGAGAAGGGCAGAGUGGAGAGACGCGAGUGAGCCGCCCAAGAAGCAAGAUGCUAGAGGACAGGUAAAGCCGUGAGACGUGGCAAUCCACAGAUUAAUAAAAAAAAAAGGGUUAAUUUAAAUGUAAGAGCUAGUUAGUAAUAAGCCUGAGCUACAAGAUGUCACAACAACAACAAAACAAACACAGGGUUUGUGGCUUAAACAAAACAAACAACAGCAAACACACAGGGUUCGUGGCUUAAACAUUUGUUCACCAUAUUUGAAAUAGAAGAUUAAAAUUAAAGUAACAGCAAAUUAAAUGUCUGCUAAGAGAUCCCCUUAUUUUAUUUAUUUAUUUAUUUGUUUGUUUAUUUUGCUUCUGGCUCCUUAAGAAGACUGUCUUCCCGGUUGUUUGGCUCAAACUGUUUGUGGGGGCACCCAGGCAGGGGUAUCGGGAUCUGUCCCUGGUGCAUGGGCAGGCUUCUGGGAAUCCAGUGCCUGUGGUGUGACACCUUGCACAGCCUUGGUGCUGUGGGAAGGGGCUUGGAUCUGCCUAGGCUCAGUGUGCUGGGCUCUGCUGACUCCCCAUGGGAGACCUUGAUUUGGGGAAUGUGGGGAUGCGGGAUGGCUUGGCAAAGAGGGCUGGGGGUAGGAGGAGGGAGGAAGGGGGAUCUGUGGAUGGUAUGUGGAGUAGAAAAUUUCUUAAUAAAGAAAAAAAAAAGAAGACUGUCUUCCUGCUGUGUCCUUACAAUGAAAAAAUAAUAAUAAUAAGCCUGAGCUAUCAGCUGAACAUUUUGUAGCCAAUAUAAGUUUCUGUGUGUUUAUUUGGGACCAGCCAGUGGGGCCAGAAAAACUCCACCUCCAUUUACAGUUUUGAGUGCCUAUCAAUUCAAAACGACCGUGCCUCGCAACUAUUCUCAUCAUAGUAGACUGGCAUGGGAAUUAGUGCUGAGUGAUGGAGAGAGAUCCAGGGCAGACUUGGACUCUACCCACAAACCAUAUCCCUGUACCUCAUGCACCAGCUAAACUGCCACGAACAUUUCUGAGUCAAUAAUUAGAGUCAUAAAAGAAUUGGAGGACUACUCUCUAUCCCUGCUCAACCCACAGCUCUGUAUAGGUGGGCACUAGAAUAGGGGGUGGGGGGGGGUAAGGUGGGUACUAGAGUGAGGGGGAUGUGGGUACUAGAGUGAGGGGGAGGUGGGUACUUGAAUAGGGGAGAAGGUGGGCACUUGAGUGAAGGAAGGGUGCAACAGGCUUUUUCCUGAAAUAUUCCCUCAGAAAACGACAUAAAACUAGGAGAUCAUGAGCACAGCAGGGAUGGAGCGAAGGAAGAAGGGCUUGCUCUGUGGGAGGAACGGGUGAGAGCAAACAGGAGGCCCAGGGCCACCUGCAGGAGGACUGAGAGGCCUCUGCGGAGGGAGUGGAAGGGAGGAGAGCCAGCUGAGGCAGGAAGGGAAGGCGGGAACUGGGAGAGCCUGAGGUUCAGUUCAGUUCAGGCAGAGAGAGGGCAGCCCCGCUGUAUUUCCCAGGGACGCUCCACGGAUGCAGGCAAGAAGGUAGAAUGUCUUAUGUUGGCCCCACCUCCUGAGCCUCUUGCUGAAGCUGCUGCAUGGGACACAAAAGGGUGAGACACAAAGACGUCAUCUCUGCUAACGGGAAACUGGUUUCAGGAGCUGAGAGGCCAAGUGUGACGGAAGCCUGCGCAGGGUGCUUCACACCGUUGUCCGCAUUUUCCAGGUAAGCAGAUGUUUGUGUGAAAGCCAGAGGUAAAGAAGAGCGAGGGCCUAAGUAGAGGAGGUAGGAGGUGGCUGGAGUCAGGGUAAGCUGGAGGAGUGCAGGGACAGGAGCAGGCUUCUGAAGAGUGUUUGUGUAUGCAUUGGGAGAACCCCGGCGCCAUCCACAGCUGGCUGAUGGGUGUGGAUGAAGUCCAGCAAAGGGCUGUGCUCUCCUGGCCUCCGAACCUGUACAUCCUGAGAGUAGCAGUUCCAGCCACACCUCCUUCUCAGGGAUCCUCUGUCUGACCAGGUGUAUUUGUGCAGACUUUGCCAGAUAACUGUACCCUGGUCUCCUAGCCUUCCCUCUGAGAAAGAGCAAAAGCCUUCAACUUCAAUAGAAGGAAGAAGGCAGGGUGACUAUGUUUAUUCCCUGGGGAUGUGGCUUACAAGAAAAGGGAUUCUCUGUCAGGAAAGGGAAUCUGGCCUGAGGCUCCCGAGAAAGGUAAGCUAGCAGAAGCCUGCCUGAUACUCUGAGGAGGCUUACCUGUGGCCCAGAGGAAGGGAACAAGAUACAGGCUGUGGAGAACAGGGUGCAUAUGGGUAAGGAGAGUAGUACACAGAGUAGACUAGGAGGAGUGUGCAUAGCAUGCUGGUACAGAGAGGAUGAGACCUUGGGCAUCUGUUACAUACAAACCCAGCACCCCUGUAUUUCCCAGCUGGGAGACUCCAGACCCGAUCCAGCAUGCUCGUCAUCUGGAGUGUGCUAGCUGUGUGUCUCUUCACAGGUACACACACACACACACACACACACACACACACACACACACACACACACACACAGUUGCUGCUCUCUAAGGUCCCUAGUGUUGAACAUAUUUCAGACUUGGUUUCUUGUCAAAACAUACACCAGCCACACUCUGGCACGUUAUGAGGCCAGUGCAUUCAGAGGAGUACUCCCUGGGCUUCAGGACACAAAAGGACAUGACAUACUGACACAGGCAGGUCUACAAUACGCCUUCCCUUACUCCACAGCUUCUAUAUGCAGACUCAAAAGCGACGCUUCCUCUCCACCUUUCUCCGCUCCACACACACACACAGUCACUCUGGACAGUAAGCAGGUAGGAGUAUGGAGAGCACAGUUGAGUAAGACAGGUACAGGAUAUACCAAGUUCAAAGACAGCUCCUGUCAUCCCUGCUGAGGUGGGCGUGGAAAGCCGUGCAAGCAGUCGGGGAGUUUAGUGGCAGUUACUCUUCAGCAACUAACAUUCCUGGCCCCAGAAGUCUAUACAGCAUGCUUCCUGACUCAGUCAGCCCUGGCCUCUUUCUCCUGCAGAGGGCAAUCCGGGUCAGUGAGCACAGGGAGGAGUCCAAUGCUGAGCCAGCACAGCCAAGGUUUCCCUGGCGCAGCAACACAAGGGGCUUUGAUGCCUGCAGAGAGAGACAGCUCUUCCCGCCAGGAUGCUGUGGCUGCUCCUGGCACGGCCCAGCCCCACACAGACCCUGCUCUGGAGGCCUCAGCUAAGAGGUAUAUUGGGUUCAACAUACAGCCAUGGAAUUUGAGAGAAAUCCCAGAGCUGAUGUCUGUGAGCUGUAUGGCCUUGAGCAGGCAGAAAACUUCAUUAAGGUUCAAGGUCCUGUCUGGAAGAUGGGAGGAAAGACACAGUUAUAUCGAUCUCCGUCUGGAAGGUCGCUGGAAGGAAUAAGUGAAAAUGUGUCUGUCUGGGAAGCAGUCAGCACAGAGAACUCUGAGCCAAGCAAAAGCUCUUUCUAGGAGGAGCAGACGAUUGAAGUGUCUGCACACUAUGUCACAAAUGGACUCCCAGGACAGGUGGAACAAGGAGUCCCUUGGUACUAUGAUUCAUGACACUCAGAUGUGGAGCAUGAACUUGGAGAGUGAGGAUGAGGACGGUAGGGAGGGUGGCUCUCUAGGAACCCAGAACAACACCGACUUGCAGUGUGACACCCAGUACUGCAAAGAAGAAGAGAAAUGGUCUGGGUCCUUCUGCCCUGGCUAUGUGGAGCAGAAACCUGGGGAGAAGCCUAGGAGGACCACCAACCGGGGAAAAAGGGAAUCGAAGAUAACACAGACUCAAGAUUUCCCUCCGUUAGAGGAGGUUCUCAGUGCCCCUUUCAGAGGCUUCUCACAGAGGCAGCCUCAUAGGGACUCGGCGGGCAAUGACGGGAACCAGAAGGCAAACAAGGACAUAACCUUGGAAGUCCCGACCAGUUUCUUGGAUAGUGGGGGGUCUUUUUGGUUACAGAACAGUGCAGAUGCAUCCUCCCCAGACAAGAUCUCUCUGGAGCACCUUCCCAGGUCCAAGAGCUCCCCAGCUCAGACUUCAGCCACUCCUGCCAGCCCGGCAGCAGCGUUGGCAAAAGCGCAGGGCAGUAGAAAAGUCCAGGGCCAGGUAGGUCCAGGAAGCAGAGGGCAGGAAGAAGAGAGCGCUGACAGGUGUGUGCAGGACAGGCGGGCCUUCCAGAAGUCCAGCAAACUUCAGGUCCCCGAAGAACACCGUGGCGCCAAACCCUAUGUGUGCCAACUGUGCGGGAAGGCCUACUCCCACCGCAGCACGCUCCAGCAGCACCGGCGCCUGCAUACAGGCGAGCGACCCUACCGCUGCCCCUUCUGCGACAAGGCGUACACCUGGUCCUCCGAUCACCGCAAGCACAUCCGCACCCACACCGGCGAGAAACCCUAUGGGUGCCCGGACUGCGGGAGGGCCUUCGUGCGCUCCUCCGAUCUGCGCAAACACCAGCGCAACAUGCACAGCAACGACAAGCCCUUCCCGUGCGCCCAGUGUGGCUUGACCUUCAACAGGCCACUGUCCCUGCUGCGCCACCAGCGCACGCACCUGGGCGCCAAGCCUUUCCGCUGCGCCUCCUGCGGCCGCGAGUUCUCCGUGGCCAGCCGCAUGGUGGAGCAUCAGCGCGUGUACUCGGGCGAGCGGCCCUUCCCCUGCUCCACCUGCGGCAAGUGCUUCACCAAAGCCUCCAACCUGCAGGAGCACCAGACGCUGCACACCGGCCAGAGGCCCUUCAAGUGCACCGACUGCGGCGUGGCCUUCGCGCAGCCCUCGCGCCUCCUGCGCCACCAGCGCAUCCACACCGGCGAGAGGCCUUUUCAUUGCGCCGAGUGCGGUCAGGCCUUCGCCCGCUCCUCCACCCUGAAGCGGCACCAACAGAUCCACUCCGGGGACAAGGACUUCCUCUGUGCCGAGUGCGGCAGGGCCUUCCGCAUCGCAUCCGAGUUGGCGCAGCACAUCCGGAUGCACAGCGGGGAGAGGCCCUACCAGUGUGAGGGCUGCGGCCAGGCCUUUACCCGCUCCAAUCACCUCCAACGACACCAAGCCAAGCAUGAUACCUGCAAGAAGGAGCCUGCCCCAUCCUCCUCCAAUAAUGAGUGAGAGCGCCAUUGGCUUGCUGCUAAGAGAAGCGAAGGCACCCUGGACUUCACAGCGCAGCAGCAGCAGCAGCAGCAGCAGCAGCAGCAGCAGCAGCAGCAGCAGCAGCAGGGUGGAACCCAGGCUGGUGGGCCCACCCACAUCCUAUUCUACCAUCAAAGACAGCCAGGCUCAGUGGUCACCCCCCUCACUCCCUGGUUUCUGGCCGUGGGGCGGUCCAUGUACUUUAGGUAUUUGAUGUGUUGUGAGACAAAGUAAUCCCAAGGAGAGUGUCCAGGUGUGCAAGUUCACUCUGGCCUCUCACUGCUCGGAGGCCACAAGCAAUUGGAAAAGGGUAAGGUAAAAAUGUAGGGGCUGGCCAAUAGUCGGAUUCCUUAGGUCAGGGGGUUUCCGAGAAUGAGAGGGUAUAGAAUUCUGUGCUGGGCUCUGUGCAGGAUUCCACAGGGACACUGAUGAAAAAGGUCUAUUUUCUUCUUUCCUCAAAGGCAUACCAAAGAUUGAGAAGACCAUCUUUAGAGAAAGAUUCUUUUUGAUUUUUAUUAUAUAAAGGAAUCCUUAGAAACGAUUCCUGUGACGGACUCUUCCUAAGAACAAAGCCAACCUGGGGUAACUCAAACCAAGCCAGACAUCCUGUCAUGUCACUUGACUGCUAAAAUGACUUUAACUUUGAGGGAAUGUCUCCCGGGGGUUGGCUUUGAAGUACAGACGGCAAGGAUGGGGGUUUGUGCUGUGUUUGGCAAGCUGUGACUCCAGAAGUUGAGAACAGUCUCAGCAUCCAGAAAAGAGGCCAGUUCCUUAUACAGGAGAAUGUGGUAACUGGACCUCACCUGGGUCCCACCCAUAAAGUUCCCAGGUGUCUCCUCUCUGCCACUGCUUUUCCCAUUCACAGGAUUUGAACUUAAGCCACAAGUGUCAUUUGUAGAGAGAGAUUAAAUUCCUCCGGAUAAGCCACAGUUUGGUUCAUUUAAACCUGCCUGGAUCAUUAGCUGUGAUUUGAAGGAAAUAAAACAGCACGCUUUGCCCAGGUGCCAAUGGGCUUAUUUGUGUUGUUUGUAUCAAAGUCCAUUAAAAUCAGCUGUGAACAUCUCAUGCUUCAUCAUUAUCCUCUAACGAAUUCAUUCAAAAUCUGCCCUAACAGUCAUUCCUCAACUGAUUCUUAUAAAAUCAGUAGUUUGUGGAUUUGGACGUUGACUGUGAGGAAUCUGUGGCUUCAUGAAACAUUUGAUGCUGACAAAGGACACUUGUAAUCCUUCCAAAGUGUGCCGUGUAGGAAUUUAUCUUUUCAAAGUU
Messenger RNA from Peromyscus californicus insignis, 6595 nucleotides. It is a transcript of the gene Znf648, whose product is annotated as zinc finger protein 648. The record is from RefSeq and is a predicted model, not a curated record. Gene Ontology annotation, biological process: negative regulation of transcription by RNA polymerase II. The transcript has 2 exons. NCBI's taxonomy places the organism in Eukaryota, Metazoa, Chordata, Mammalia, Rodentia, Cricetidae. Gene Ontology annotation, molecular function: DNA-binding transcription repressor activity, RNA polymerase II-specific; RNA polymerase II cis-regulatory region sequence-specific DNA binding. Bases 3614 to 5308 code for a protein of 564 amino acids.